AUGACUGUUAUUGGUGUCUCAUUCGGUAAUACUACCUCCUCAAUCGCUGCCCCAGCCCAAGAUGGUAAAGGUGUUGAAGUUAUUGCUAACCCAGAUGGUGAACGUGCCAUCCCAUCAGCUUUAGCCUACGUUGGCGAAGAUGAAUAUCAUGGUGGUCAAGCUUUAGCUCAAUUGAUCAGAAACCCAAAAAACACUAUCAUCAACUUCCGUGAUUAUGUUGGUCAAUCAUUCUCAAAAGUUGACCCAACCGUCACUGAACGUGCUUCCCAUGCUAUUGACUUGAACGGUCAAAUUGGUUUCCAAGUUACCAAAUCAAAUGAAGCUGGUGAAGAAAGAACUGAAACCGUUUCAGCUGAAGAAGCUACUGUUAGACAUUUAGGUAAGUUAAAAGCUGCUGCUGCUGAUUACUUAGGUACCGAAAUCACUGGUGCUGUUGUCGCUGUUUCAACCGAUUUCACAGAAGAACAAAAAGCUGCUUUAGUUAAAGCUGGUGAUGCUGCUGGUUUAAAAGUUUUACAAAUAAUAAGUGAACCAAGUGCUGCUUUAUUAGCUCAUGCUUCAGUUGAAGACCGUUUAGAACAAGAUAAAACCUACGUUGUCGCUGAUAUUGGUGGUAUCAGAACAGAUGCUGCUGUUAUUUCAGUUCGUGGUGGUAUCUUAACCACUUUAGCUACUGCUCAUGAUUAUGAAUUAGGUGGUGACAAAUUAGAUGAUGCUUUAGCUGAAUUCAUUGCUAAAGAAUUCGAAAAGAAAUAUAAAGUUGAUCCAAGAAAAACUGCUCGUUCAUUAGCUAAAUUAAAAGAUGCUGCUAUCUUAGCUAGAAAAACUUUAUCAAAUGUUCAAUCAGCUACCAUUUCAAUUGAAUCAUUAGCUGAUGGUAUUGAUUACCACUCAACUAUUAACAGAUUACGUUUCGAAUUAGUUGCUCGUAACGUUUUAAGUCAAUUGACUGGUUUCGUUGAAAACUUGGUUAAAAAAGCUAACUUGGACACAUUAGAUAUUGAUGAAGUUCUUUUAGCUGGUGGUGUUUCAUUUACUCCAAAAUUAGCUUCAAACAUUCAAUUCAUUUUCCCAGAAUCAACUGUUGUUGUUGCUCCAUCAUUAGAUACUAAAGCUUCAAACCCAGAUGAAUUAGUUGCUCGUGGUGCUGCUUUACAAGCUACUUUAUUAGAAAACUUUGAUGAAGAAGAAAUUAAAGAAAGUUUAUCACCAGUCAUUGUUAACACUCAACAUAUUUCAAAAGCCAUUGGUAUUGUUAACGCUGCCGGUGAAUUUGUCCCAAUCUUGAAACAAGAAACCACAUACCCAAUCCGUCGUUCAAUCCAAUUAGAUGCUCCAAAAGGUGAUGUUUUAGUUUCAGUUUACGAAGGUGACCAAAAAGUCAAAGAAACUGUUUUAGAACCAGCAGCAAAAGAUGAAGAUGAUGAAGAUGAUUACUCAGAUGACGAACCAGAAGUUGUCAGAGAAAAACAUUUCUUACCAGGUACUAAAUUAGCUGACUUAGCUGUCCGUGACAUCCAUGAAGGUUCAAAAGUUGAAGUUACUUUGAACAUAAAUAAAGAAGGUACUUUACAAGUCAGUGCUAGAGAAGUUAGACAAGGUUCAGUUGCUUUCAGAGGUGAAAUCACCUACUAA
This is a messenger RNA of Hansenula ciferrii, 1635 nucleotides long. It is a transcript of the gene SSZ1, whose product is annotated as ribosome-associated complex protein SSZ1. Lineage: Eukaryota; Fungi; Ascomycota; Saccharomycetes; Phaffomycetales; Wickerhamomycetaceae. Gene Ontology annotation, biological process: protein folding. The transcript has a single exon. Gene Ontology annotation, cellular component: nucleus; cytosol. The record is from RefSeq and is a predicted model, not a curated record. The coding region runs from base 1 to 1635 and encodes 544 amino acids. Gene Ontology annotation, molecular function: ATP binding; ATP-dependent protein folding chaperone.